This is a messenger RNA of Cydia fagiglandana, 536 nucleotides long. RefSeq lists its product as uncharacterized. The transcript has a single exon. Lineage: Eukaryota; Metazoa; Arthropoda; Insecta; Lepidoptera; Tortricidae. The record is from RefSeq and is a predicted model, not a curated record. The coding region runs from base 101 to 532 and encodes 143 amino acids.
CCUAAGAUGUUCGGCAGCGCUCCAUCGAGUCUUAGUGUCCAAGCUGAUCAGUAGACCAACCAAGAUUCGAGUCUACAAGACCGUAAUUAGACCAAUUUUGAUGUAUGGGUGUGAAGCUUGGACGCUGACUCAGAAAGAAGAGAGCAAGCUCUUAGUGGCGGAGAGGAAAAUCUGGCGGAAGAUUCUGGGGCCUAUCAGAGAGGAGGAUGGAACUUGGAGGCGUAGAAAAAAUAGGGAGCUAGAGGAGCUGGUUGCGAUGCCUAAUAUAAUUGGCGAGAUCAAAGCAACACGACUCCGCUGGCUUGGUCACUUGGAGAGGAUGGGGGAGGAUCGUGCUGUGAGAAGAGCGUAUGUGGGGCACCCGGGUGGAAAACGUCCGUCUGGGCGUCCCAGAUACCGCUGGAGUGACGAAGCCCAAAAAGACCUGUCCGCCCUCGGAAUACCCAACUGGCGUGAAGUGGCGCAGAAUAGGGCAGAAUGGCGCUCUCUUGUGUCAGAGGCCAAGAUCCUCUUUGGGUCACUGAGCCAGUGAUGUA